Chaetura pelagica (chimney swift) is the source of this 1175-nucleotide messenger RNA. It is a transcript of the gene PLEKHA3, whose product is annotated as pleckstrin homology domain containing, family A (phosphoinositide binding specific) member 3. The transcript is spliced from 7 exons. Bases 1 to 882 code for a protein of 293 amino acids. Gene Ontology annotation, biological process: receptor recycling; retrograde transport, endosome to Golgi; endosome organization. Gene Ontology annotation, cellular component: early endosome; recycling endosome; trans-Golgi network. NCBI's taxonomy places the organism in Eukaryota, Metazoa, Chordata, Aves, Apodiformes, Apodidae. The record is from RefSeq and is a predicted model, not a curated record.
AUGUUUUUGAUCUCACUAGGUUGGCAGCCUCGGUGGUUUGUUUUAGACAAUGGGAUAUUGUCAUACUAUGAUUCACAGGAUGAUGUUUGCAAAGGGAGCAAAGGAAGUAUAAAGAUGGCUGUGUGUGAAAUAAAAGUUCAUGCAACAGACAACACAAGAAUGGAGUUGAUCAUCCCAGGAGAACAGCAUUUCUAUAUGAAAGCAGUUAAUGCAGCCGAAAGGCAGAGGUGGCUGGUAGCACUGGGGAGUGCAAAAGCCUGUUUAGCAGAUACCAGAACAAAAAAAGAAAAAGAAAUAAAUGAGACAAAUGAAUCUCUUAAAACCAAAAUGUCUGAACUUCGUCUCUACUGUGAUCUUUUAAUGCAGCAAGUUCAUACAAUACAAGAAUUUGUUCACCAUGAUGAGACUCGUUCUCCUCCCAGCAUUGAGAACAUGAAUGAAGCCUCUUCCUUGCUUAGUGCCACAUGUAAUACAUUUAUCACAACACUCGAAGAAUGUGUGAAGAUUGCUAACACUAAGUUUAAGCCAGAAAUGUUCCAGCUGCCUCACCCUGAUCCCUUAGUUUCUCCUGUGUCUCCAUCACCUGUCCAAAUGAUGAAGCGUUCCAUUAGCCACCCUGGUCCUUGCUAUUCAGAAAGGAAUAAUCACUCUGUAAAAGAACCAAUUUCAUCCCUUCACCGAUUUUCACAGCAGCGCAGAAGAACAUACUCAGAUACAGAAUCUUGCAGUGAUGCUCCCUGUGAAGAUUCUCAGAGAUCUGCUCACUGUUCUAGAAGUGCUGUCAAUGGAGAUCUGGUAUCAGCAACCAUUCCUGAAGAAAACAGAUCAGUAUCAAAGGAAAGAUCUGAACUGGAAGAGACUCUUUCAUCCUUUUCUUCUUGAAAAAACCGAAAGUAUUCAGUUUUCUAUAAAUAAUGCUAUGCAAAAGCUGCUGUACUUGUACUGUUGUUAUAGGAAGUAGUGAUUUCCCUUUUUAGAAGGAUUUCUCUGCACUUUAUAGAAUAACAAAAACUAUCUUUGAAGUGUAUUUUAUCUUUGUAUAGUUUAUUUGCAAGAGUAUUUUCCUAAUAUUUCACAGUUUGAAUGUGCAUUUUUUUGAACAAAUGGCGGCUUAACAGAUAAGCAUCCACAUUUGUAAAUGUAGCUCUUUUUAAAAGGUGUGAAGGUCUGACUGA